Molecule: messenger RNA, 873 nt
Organism: Rotaria sp. Silwood1
Lineage: Eukaryota; Metazoa; Rotifera; Eurotatoria; Philodinida; Philodinidae
Source: the annotation of a GenBank genome assembly
AUGGCUACUACUAAUGAUGAAGAUAUCGAAGAAUAUUCAACACCAACAUAUGAAAACGAAAAAUUAGAAAUACUCAUUCGAAAAAUGCGUUUAUGCAAAUCAGCCACAUUUUAUGUAAAUACAAUAUCUAACGAUGAUAUAAAAUUAAUUGCAGAUGAAUUGAGAACGAAUCGAAUUUGGAAUUCUCUCCGAAUAAUUGGUCAAAAUUUGGUUGAUGAAGAUGGUGUUCAAUAUUUAUUCGAAGCAUUAGCAACUAAUACAGCAGUUAAAGCUCUUCAUCUAGGCGGUGAUUCACUAGGAGAUAGAAGAGUUACACUUUUUAUGAAUUCACUUGUAUCUAAUACUACCAUAACUGAUCUAAACUUGACAGACAAUCAAAUAACAGAAAUUGGUGCUCAAGCAAUCAGUGAAAUGCUUCGAGCCAAUUCAACAGUCAUCAAUUUAAUGUUACACGGUAAUCCAGUAUUGGAUACUGGUAUAACAUUAAUUGCUCAUGCUCUUCAACAUAAUCGAACUUUGACAACAUUGAAGAUUGGCAGAACUUGUAUGACAGAUGUCGGUGCAGAAGAAUUAGCUUCGAUGAUUCGAUCAAAUACAACAUUGAAGAUGCUCUCCCUCGAUUACAAUCAAAUUGGUGAUAAAGGAAUGGAAGCUAUCUGUAUAGCUUUGAAAGAGAAUCAAGUAUUACAAUGUAUUGAUAUUCGACAGAAUCAAAUUUCAGAUAAAAGUAUCGACAACAUAGUUGCUAUGAUACAGAACAAUCGAUCAUUGAAUAGAUUGGAUCUAGCACGCAAUCAACUUAGUGAUCAAGGAAAAGAAGCAAUACGGCAAGUAAACGCGAACCAUAAUACUAUCAAAACCCUUAUACUAUGA